AAUAUGGCGCGACUCGCGAGCCUGAUCAAAUUGGAACUUAGUUGAAAUAACUGAAAAUAAGACCGUGUUUUUGUCUGUUUUGUAAAUCCUUUUCAAUUAUCAAUCGAAGUACAAUACGUUUAUAACGAGAAGUUUUUUUAUAGUGCUUCUCUGAAAGUAUAAAUAAGACUGACAGUGUCUAUAAUAUUCGUACGAUACAAUAAUAAAUAUACGUAUUUACAAAAAUGUUCUGUAGUAACACAUGAUUCGCUACGUUUGUCCACUACUCGAAACGCUAUAAGAUUUGCCUUCGUAAACCGCGAUAGUUGUGAUAGUUAUGAAUCACAAGGUUAGAGGUUACUGGGAUGCCUAAUUAAGUUGAUUCGUGUUUGAUAACUGGCCUGGGGCGUUGACUUCUCUGAUAGGAAUCCGAUUGUGAGUAAUCGAUGCGAUGAUUGAAAGUGUAUCACGCCGUGCCUUCAGUAGUUCUAGUGGGACUUACAACGUGCGAGCCUCGGAACUUGCCAGGGAACGAAAGCUUAAUAUUUUCAAUGUCACUGUACUGUUUUUGGAUGACACCCAGCAAUCGUUUCAAAUCGAGAAAAAAGCAAAGGGCAGUGUUCUACUUGAAUUAGUUUUUCAACAUCUGGAGUUGGUUGAGAAGGAUUAUUUUGGUCUGCAGUUCACUGAAAAUGGAUCUCCGCCAAGUGCAACAAAUACAGAAAUAACGCGAUGGCUUGAUAGCAGCAAGUCAGUCAAGAAACAAGUAGGCGUAAAUGCACAGUUUUGGCUUGCUGUAAGAUUCUAUCCACCAGAACCCUGCCGUCUUGCCGAAGAGUUCACUAGAUAUUUACUCUGUUUACAAUUAAGGAAAUUGCUAUUAGAUGGAAGGAUGACAGCUCCGAGGAACACAGCUUUAUUGCUUGCUUCAUUCACUGUACAAGCGGAACUAGGUGACUACAAUUCAACAGAACAUUCAACAACAUACCUCUCUGAACUCUGUCUGUUGCCCAAACAAAGUUCUGAGGACGAGCGUCGUAUCCGCGAAUUGCACAAGUUGCACAAAGGCCAGGCGCCUGCUGACGCUGAGGCGAACUUUCUAGAACAUGCUAAGAGAUUAGAUUGCUACGGCGUAGAAUCCCAUCCAGCUAAGGACUACAAUGGUAAAGACAUACUGAUUGGUGUAACAUCAAUUGGAAUAGUCGUCUUUCAAAAUAAUAUUCGAGUGAAUACAUUCUCUUGGAGUAAAAUUGUCAAGAUUUCCUUCAAGAAGAAACAGUUCUUCAUUCAACUGAAAAGAGAACCAUCUGAAUCCUAUGACACGGUAUUAGGUUUCAACAUGCGUUCUGGUCGAGCGGCGAAGGCGUUAUGGCGUUGCAGUGUUGAGAGACAUGGUUUCUUCAGACUCAGGGCCCCACGACGUAGGCCCUUGUUAGGGGCACUAGGGGCCCUCGCUGGGGUUACCGCCCCAACUGUAGCUAGAACAGAAACUCAGGCUUUGGAAGAUGCAAGGCGGUCUAGGUCGAGUAAUAGGAGCUUUGUUAGACGCAGCAGCUCCCGAACCCGCGACCGCUCCGCCGGCGCGUCACCGGCGUUGAUGCUCAAUUCUUCCGCCAGAGGCUCUCGAGUGACCGGCCACGGGGAGCCUCCGCCGAGACAGGCCUGGGGCGACGCUUUGCCUAUAGAAAAUGAUGACAGCGACGGCGGGUUCCUCGAGCGCGCCCUCCGCGUGCCGCUCUCGUACGUCGACGAGUCGGAGUCGGAGUCGCCGUCGCAGGAGGGCGAGCCGGAGGGCGCGGUGUGCGUGCGCCUGUCCGCCGGGCCCGACGGCCGCUUCGGCUUCAACGUGCGCGGCGGCGGCGCCGGGCUCGGCGGCGGCGCGCCCGUGCUCGUGUCGCGCGUCGCGCCGCGCACCCGCCCGCACCUGCAGGAGGGGGACCAGGUGAUAUCGAUUAAUGGAAAAGAUGUCGAUGAAAUGACACACGAGCAAGUGGUUCAAAUGAUCAGAAACACUAAAGGCGUCCUCACUCUGUUGGUGAAACCAAACGCGGUAUACGAACCUGAAGAAACGGGUCCCGAAGAACCGGCUGUAUGUUUUGUCCCGCUCGGUUCCGGCCAAUUCGAGGGCGACGCACUAGAACAGUCGAUGUUGUUACUAGGCGACGGGCUGGCUAGUGGCGCGGCUCUCAAACAGUAUGAGACGUUACUAAGAAGGCUUCCAGAAGAAUCUACCGCGGUCGCCAAACUGCCUAUUAAUGUUAAUAAGAAUAGAUACAGGGAUAUUGCGCCUUAUGAUUCAACUAGGGUAAUUUUAAAGAAUGGACCAACAGGGGAUUAUGUAAAUGCAUCGUAUAUCAAUAUGGAGAUACCGAAUUCAGAUUUAGUACUUACGUACAUAGCUACGCAAGGUCCGCUUGCUUCAACUGUUGGAGACUUUUGGCAAAUGGUUUGGGAAAGCGAGAGCAGCCUCAUAGUAAUGCUGACGGUAUUAGCUGAACGAGGUAGGGCCAAGUGCCACCAAUAUUGGCCCAAGGUUGGAACCACAUCGCUCAAAACGAGCAAUUCCCUAACCGUCCUUACUAAUAGCGAACAGAAUCUGGGGCAUUAUAUACGCAGGGAAAUGGUUUUGAAGGAUAAUGGUGGAGCGAGUCGUAAUGUGACACAACUGCAAUACAUAGCGUGGCCGGAUCACGGCGUUCCAGAAGAUUCCACAGCUUUCAUUAGCUUCACACGACUCUGCUCUCAAUUGAGAAACCAUCGAGCUGUUAUACCAACGGUUGUAGAAGAGCUUGAUGGAGAAGGUGAAGAAGAGAGAGUCCUCGAACCACCCAUGAUCGUGCACUGCUCAGCGGGAGUCGGCAGAACCGGCGCUCUCAUACUGGCCGAGACCGCGCUAGAGCUGCUGAUACAGAACGCGAGUCAAUACAAAUUCGUGUGCGAGAGCAUCCAGUCGGCUUACUCUCAGGGCCUCACGGGUCAACCUGAUCCGGCCAACUGAUAGCUACUGCUGCAUCCUUCACAGGAUCCAUACUUGCAGAUGAUGAUGACCGUCAUAAAUAUGGUCAGGACUAUGUGUUGCGUCAAAGUGUUUAGGUGACGAACACUCGAAUAGUGUGUGCCCAUAGUAACCGCCCAUAAAUGAAGCGAAUCUAAAAUAGAGUGUCGCGUCGUAAGUGCGAGCGAGAUAGCAUAUCGUCGAUUAGCAAUAAUGUACAUGUAACGGUUUAAGAUUGCCUAUUUAUUGGCGCGGUUUAUAGUGUCGAUCCUUCCGAAUUACACGUAUUGUCAAUAAGGAACGUAGUGUUUUUACCCUGGUCAAACACAAAAUAGACCAUAUAAAAGAUACAAUGGAUUUAUUAUUAAAUGAAUAAUUUUUUUCUUAUUCAUAGAUGUGUUUCGACUAAAUACAAACGACGAACGAUUGUAAUAUACGUUAUAGUAAUUCAUAUUUCGAAUAUGAAAUAAUUAUAAACAAUGUUCUAACAAAGGUCAAUUGGUCCAAAUACAUCUGAAUACAAUGACUCUGGUAAAUGAAUUUUGGUAAUUUUUACAUGUUCUAUGUAUAUUCUAAUUUAAAUUAUUACGCACAUUUACCUGAACACAUGGUAAUCGAUGUAAGCCUCUAAAUCUAAUUACAUUUUAUAAGUCAUUUUGUACAUUUGAACUCCAUUUUAUUUUUCAGCAAUAAGUAAUCUCGAAUAACUCCAAAAGUGAGAGCACAUAUCAAAAACAAUGUAGAGCUAAGAAUUUCUAUUUAUUUUGAAAUUUAUUUAUUUGUAAAUUUAGUUUAGUUUUCGAUAAAUAAUCAAAGGAAAUUUUGGUUAAUCUUCUUGCCACGAAUUUACUAAUCGUUUUAAGUACUAAAAACAUUCGGUUUGUAUAUUUCUUAUCUGUGCCAUUUUUAAAUUUAAUUUUCUUUAAAUCGUGUACCUAUACGUGCAGUAUUAAUUAUACGUAAAUAUAACUUUUGAAGUGUUCAUUGAUGGGAAAUUGGGACCCAAAUGUAAGAAAAUAUGCUAUUGAUUUUUUUUUUCUACUCUAUGACUCUAUAUUAUUAACAGUAUCACACGGUUUUACACUACUUAAGAUUUUGUUGUUGAAAUUUAAGCCUAUAAGUAUGCCAAGACUCGUUUUGUCUUCAAGCAGAAGGGAAUAGGUGGGAAUGGAUUGUUUUCUUAAUUUGAUUUCAUAUUUAAUGUUGCUUUCCAAUCUAGGACGAAUUUUUAAGACAAUUUUAGAAGUGUUUUCAUACAAAUAUUAAUUUUAAUUGAAUUUUGAUAUUGCGUAUAUUUAUUAUUUGUAUCGUAUUUAUUGUAUACUUUAUUUUCAAUGAUAUAAGAUUCCAGUUGGAACUUUUAAGUUUCGUAGUUCGCUUCACAUUUGCGAAUUAAAUAAAGAACAGUUACUUGUUCGAUUCAGAUACAAAUAUUGCAAAAUAUUAAUUUUUGUAUGAUCUGUACUUGAAAAUGAAACGAGCAAACGAAAGGCAUACCGUCUUUAGAAGUAAACACUAUAAUUUUUUUAACGAUUUCGUAUAAUGUUAUAAAAUAUAUAAUUUUCUCUGACAUAUUUAACAAUAUUCUUAACUUGAUAGUCAUUUUCUUAAUGUAUUUUGAUGUGUUUAUAACAGCACAAAAAUCUUUGUAUAUGUAAUUUUUGUACAACGAUAUUUUCUAAUACGUUUCAUUUUACGAUUAUAAUGCACGUGUGUAUUUAUAAGAUCCUAAUAAUAUGAAAUACAAAACUCCGCCCCUUUUUAUAAUAAAAUAUCUAGGCUAAUAACGUUUAUUAAUAAUGUAAGGUCUUUAUUAUCGCAGUUAUGAUUUCCGAAAAUAUAUUUUUGUUACUAAUUUUAUUUACUUUCUUACGCACUAAUCAUAGUUAUAUAUAUUUUUAUUUUUUGUAGAUACUUUUUUUUUUGUUUACAACGACGUAGUGUAGUGUGUAUAUAUUUUAAUUAAAUUAUAUUAAAUAGCAACAUAGAACAUAGACGUAUGCUAAUAGAUAGCUACUAAUACAGGUUGUUAUAACAUUGCUUAAAUUUCAUUAAAGGCGUUAUUUUGAAGUGUUGGGACAGAAAUGAAGAUUUUAAAAACUCAUGUCUACAAUAUUAAGCUUGACUUAAUUAUAAAAUUGUUUAACUGAGUAAUUCAUUAAAUAAUGGUCGAUUUUCCAUAUAAUCGGGUAGAUUUCGAAUGUUAAAAUGCGACAUUUGAUAUCUUAAAGAAUUUUAUGAAAUUUACCAUACUCAUUUACUCUGGAGAGAAUGGGAAUUUUCUUUAUACUUUCUAAGUAUAAAAACAACUAUGAAAACCAUAUGUAGACCCAAAUAGCCUUUAAGUUCUUAGGAGAAAAUACAUAAACAACAAACCAUAUUGGUAAAAGACCCUCCACUUCAAUACUGUGGUCCCCACAAAUCAAAGUCGUCUUUAUCUGCAAGACCAUAAGAGUCAAUUAUCAUGUAACAUUAUCUGCGCAAUUUUAAUCAUUUUGACACAAGGAACAAAGAUAAGUGUAGUCUUUUUCUAUGUUUCUUUCUAUUCAGUUUCUUUGUUUUUGUUACUCUGUAUCACCGGUGGUUUUAUGUCAUUCUUUGUUUUUUUUUAUGAAAUUGUUGUCAUUUGAUCCCAUUUUAGCAUCUGGAGUAUUGGUACUAUCCUCCCCGGGACGUCGGUGAUCUUUUUUGUAGAAAACAUUUAUUGUGAAUGGAUUAUUUUUCAUCUUCUUAAUAUUCGUAUUGUACAGUUUUGUUCGUACUUGUGUACGUUUAUAUAUUUCUGCAAAUCGAAUUUUAGCUUCAUAAUCAUUCAGCAAUUGACUUAAUUUAUAUCGUGAUUAUGAGUGCUAAACCGAAAAUUAAAAUGAGGCCUUCAGACUAGUUUCGACAACGAAGUAACUGAUGUUUAAAAUUAUGCAUCAGUUUGCAUGAUUUAUAUCAUGUAAAUGCAUGUGUAUACACAUAUAUGAUGCAUAUUACAUACAUCAGUUGUUUUGUUUUCAAAAUUGGGUUACACAACGAAAUAGAUAUUUUUAUAAGUAUCUUAUGCAAUAUCGGUAGAAUCUGAAAGUGUUUGUGUCCAGAAAUAGUUUUAUUCAUCAGUGUGACUCACGGUUUUUAUAACAUAUCUUAACGAAACAGUAUACACAAUAUAAGCGGUGACUAGUAGUGCGUUCACGGCCUAAGUCGUGAAGUGAGUGACAGACGUAGUUAAGCGUUUGUUUUAAUUUGUGUUACGCACACCAAUGUAUCUCGUCAAGCUUCUAUACGAAUUAGUUUUCAAGCCGUUCUGUAUUUUUUUAAUCGCCGUAUUUCGAUGGGCCCGUCAAUGUGAUUUGUUAUUAAUUUUAAAUGGCGACAGUUUAGCGUGGGCGCUCAUUGCCGUUGAGUAAAUAAAUUUUCAUUAUUGUUGGCCGUUAUCGUUUAUCCCUUGUCGUUUGUUUUUAUUGACGUUUUGUAAACAUUUAAAUACGCGGUAAUAAUUGGAAAGUGAUGAAUGAUGACGGACGAUUUCUGAAUUCGGAUAUAUUUAGACUAAGGUGGGAAUUGAACUUGUAUAGACGACAGGAAAGUUAAAAUAUCCAUUGACGCGGUUAUAUUGGUGUUAGUUGACACAAGACCAGUGUUAUAUUUCUACCUUGUGACGUAUGAAGUGCUGUGCGAGUUUUUUCUGUGAAAAAAAUAAAG
Molecule: messenger RNA, 6664 nt
Organism: Zerene cesonia (dogface butterfly)
Lineage: Eukaryota; Metazoa; Arthropoda; Insecta; Lepidoptera; Pieridae
Gene: Ptpmeg
Product: tyrosine-protein phosphatase non-receptor type 4
Exons: 17
Coding region: 431-2977 (848 amino acids)
Biological process (GO): protein dephosphorylation
Cellular component (GO): cytoskeleton
Molecular function (GO): protein binding; protein tyrosine phosphatase activity
Source: RefSeq, a predicted model, not a curated record